Suillus subaureus is the source of this 150-nucleotide messenger RNA. RefSeq lists its product as uncharacterized. The transcript has a single exon. The annotation marks the transcript as partial. NCBI's taxonomy places the organism in Eukaryota, Fungi, Basidiomycota, Agaricomycetes, Boletales, Suillaceae. The record is from RefSeq and is a predicted model, not a curated record.
GACCUUAUUGCUACAAACCAAGAGACUUAUGGCUCAACAUUUGUGCCAUUGAUUAUUGGCAGUGACAAAACAGUUGUAUCCUUUCCUAGAGGCCAAACAAAAUACCACCUGCUGUAUCUUUCCAUCAGCAACACUCACAAUAGUAUAUAA